This is a messenger RNA of Ornithodoros turicata, 1493 nucleotides long. RefSeq lists its product as uncharacterized. The record is from RefSeq and is a predicted model, not a curated record. Lineage: Eukaryota; Metazoa; Arthropoda; Arachnida; Ixodida; Argasidae. The coding region runs from base 9 to 683 and encodes 224 amino acids. The transcript is spliced from 5 exons.
GCUGAGAAAUGACGUCACUUCCUGUAAUCUCGUUCCCAGUUGCUUUUCUUAUGUUGAACUUGUGUAAUUUCCCUCUCUCUUGGGCGCGAUGGCGCGGUUUUACCAAUUUUUCUAAAUUUUACGAAGGCGACGAGGCCGAGACAGCGGGGACCGCCACGACUUGUGUGUGUAUUGUUUAUGUGAAAGUAGUGGGAAAACUAGUUAUCGUGUUGGAGUUAGUACAAAAUGGAAGAAAAUUUUGUGGUUCUCACAAGGAAAAUAACUUCCAUUCACGGUCAGUUUUUGUGCAGCUUGCAUCGGCGAUUGUGGACGCGCGGAGAGAACGCUCGUACGAAGCAUUGGAUGACAAAAAUCUAGAGGUUGUCAGGAAGAAGCUGGAUGAGGUGAAAGAAGGAGCUGGUGCAGUCUGUGUUAGCGUCAAAAAGGAAACUGCCGAACUAGCUUCCUUUGGGGCUCCAAUUCCUGCAGUCAGUGUAAAUUGCCUAAGAAAUCUCUACUCCCUUUGUGAAGAUAACACAAAGAAACACGAUGUUGUUGAAGCAGCCUUGCAAGUUCUAGAUCAGAAGAAGCUAGAAGAAGAGAACCUGGAUCAUGUUCAGGCCACUGUGUUUUCACACAUUCUUGGAGUGCUACAUCAACCCAGCAUACUUGAAAACGACACCGUUGGAACGUGUUCAGUAUAAAGACCCCAGGAACUUCAUGAGCCUCGACAAGAUUACCUUGGAGCUAGUGUGCAAGCUACCUUGUCGAAAGAAAACCACGGACAUUCCACUCAGCAAUUAAAUACCUUCCGUCUCCGGUGCCUCGACUUUUUCGUUGAGAGUGCAGCUCAAAUAUUCAAGCGCUUCCCAUUUGGAAGCCCCACGUUGAAGCACAUCGACUUACUCGAUCCUAGGACCGUACUAGAAGGUCAAAUAACGACCAUUGCACCUCUUGCAGCUGAUUUCCCCAACAUUGUAGCACCGGAAGACCUGCAGGUUCUGGACAUGGAGUGGAGGCUUCUCCGAAAUACUACCCUCUACGUGGACCAAACAGCCGAUGUACAAAUCUCCUGGGAGCACGUAUCCAAGAUAAAAGCAAGCACGGACGGGCUUAUGUUUCCCACAUUAGGAAAAUUCGUGAGCUGCCUCCUGUGUUUGCAGCACUCAAGUGCGUGCGUGGAAAGAAUGUUUUCUGCGGUCAGCCUAAUGAAAACAGAGCAACGAAACAAGCUUUCCACACAAUCUAUCAUAGGACUACUGCAUACCAAGGGGCUGCCAGAGGACAAAAACUGUUACAAAUUCGACGUGACAGCGGGCCUAAUAAAUAGAAUGAAUGUGUCCAUAUACGAAAGUGACAACGUGUGAAUGACUCAUGACGAGAAAGAGAAGCAACCAGAUACCCUCGAUUGUAAGAUGCAUUCGAAGUGUUGUUUCUUUAUUCGAGGCUUUCUUUACUUCAGGUUUAUAUAUUCUGUAACCCGUUUUUCGUAUUUAAACAUAUUCAACAUAUUA